CCAUGACCCUUGAUUUUUUGAGGGGUGGUGGUUUAGAUGAUGUGCUCCUUGUCCGUUCAUCCUGUUUUAAGUUGUUGGUGAUUCGGUGCCUUUCCAAGGUUGACCCAACAAGUCUUCCAUGAGCCCAUGCUUUGGAUCUUAGAGUUCGAGCCAUUCCCGGCCCCCAUUCUUGGCCCAUAGCUGCUCGGCGUCGUGUUUGGACGGCUCAAAACAGCUUGGCCCAAAAGCCCUGCGCUCCGCGCGCGGUGCCACCGCGCGCCGUUCGGCGGGGCCGCAGCCCAUGCCGCGGCGGCCGCGGCGGGAGACCUUGGUGCCAGAGCCCAAGCGGCCGAAGCCCAAUGAGACGCUGCUGAAGAGCCGAUGCACCACUGUGGCGGAUGCAAUCAGCCAAGCCGAGAUGCCUGACGAUUGCCACACGGAGAAGCCGAAAAGAGGAAGCAAAUAGAUUGUGAUGGACAAGCAGAUCCCUACUUUAAAAAUAUUUGGAAGCCGUUUCUAUCUAUUCCGGGAUCUCUAGGAUCAUCCGGCCAAAAUGUUUUGGCCCUGAUCAGGUGGCAAAGAAGCUGUUGGCAGUGUUGGCAUUGGGGAGUCCAAACUGCGCAACGUAUUGAAACCGAUGACGGCCAUCAAAUCAGGCUCAGGCCAUCAACCUGUACCGAGCGAGAUUUGCGGACGGCCACUAGCAGGCGGUUCUUCAUUCUCCUUCCUUGAAGCUCCAUCCUCGCACAGGUUGAACCAAAGGGUCCAAAGACCAUAUAAGCAGCAGCACAGACAUAUGCAUACACAUUCUAAGAGAUUUCUUUUACAAGAAAGGCUGAUCAGAUCACCUCACGGAAACCAACAUACUUGCAGAUCCUAUAAAGAGAUCUAAAGAGAAUAGACAAGCAAAAAGAGACUAGUCCGCUUGUUCCAUGCCGCGGAUGGCUGGAUUCCAUGCCGUGGUCUUAGCACUCCAAGUCCAUCCGUCAGUGUUCUUGCCAAGGUAAAGCUAUGCUUCGUGAGGCAAUUCCUUUGACCCUUGGGGUUCCGGUCAAAGAGCGCGAUCGGCGGCAAAGUGCCAUCGCCCAGUUCAUCGGCCAGGUCUUGAUGGAAAUGGAGGCCCAGUUACUGGAACAGCUGCUGGAAAGCAAGAUGUCAUCUCGCGAAGAGGUGAUCACGGCCCAUGUGGAGGCCAAAUGCUGCGCUCAGGAGGUGCUGACUGCGCGAAAGCUGCAGGAAGAGGCAGAAGAAAGGUUAGCUGUGCGCUUGUCUGAAGAAGAGGUCACGAAGGUGAAACUGGUCGCUGUCUCGCAGCAGGUGGCGGAGGCCGAGGCCGAGGUGCGCGCGGCGGAGGCCAAGCGAGAGGCCUUGUUGAAGGAGCAGGCCCUUUGCAACGCUGCUUGCAGUGUGCUGCAGGGCGAGGACACGUCAGCUGGCUCGAGUGGCUCAGUGGAUAGAAAGGCCUUAGCUGCAGUCUGUAAGAGACUGGACCUGGAGGAUUCUUUGUUGAGCACCCUGCCGCUGAUCUUGGGGAAGCCUGUGGCAGCGCGCUCAUACCUGGAGACGGCAGCCUCGAAUCUCAUUUGCGAGGCGCUGAGGAAGCACCUGCAGCAGAUGAAGGGGCAGGAGUCUUCGCCCAUCACCGAAGAUCAAGAGCUCCAGCGUACCUUGGAGGCCCUGCGUGGGGCGCAGCGAGCCACCGAGGCAGAACGAGCUGAAAAGCUACGCCUGGCACAAGAGGCCAGGGAAGAGUUGAAGCAACAGGAGGUCUUGCUGCAGCAGAAGCAACGUACGGAGACCUCCGCCUGGGCUCGCCUUCAAGAUGCCAAGACCGGCGCCGCGAACGCGGCCAGCGCGGCCUGCGCGGCACGUGCCACGUUGGCCUCCGGCGCCCUGCAGAGGCUCCGACGCGGCGCGGCGAGCGCCUACGAGGCUCUGGAGGGGCCGGAGAUGACCUCAAACGUCACGCAGGACUUGCAGGAGAAGAUCACUCAAAUCGAUCAGAGCAACGAACGGGAGGCAGAGAAACGCUACCAACAGCUCCUGCACGACGAGCCGAGCGGCUCGCCCGGCUCGGCGGCUGCUGCGAAGCGGCGGCGCUGGCGGCGCCAGGCAGAAGACCAAGAGCUUCCGCGCACGGGCACGCUGGUCACGGAGCAGACAGCGGCGGAGCCACCCGCCGGCUCGCCCGACGAGGAAGAUGUGCCGAUGGAAGGGGUCUCACAGCAGGAUGGGUGUGCAGUUCCCAAUGCUGAGCAGGCAGAGGAGGCAGAUGAAGUGCCACCUGACAGAGUUCAUAAGGCUGACGAAGCACCAAAUGCAGUUGCGGAUGAGGCUGAUGAUGUGCCAGCCGAAGUGAAUGAGGCAGCCGACAAGGCUGAUGAUGUGCCAGUCGAAGCUGAUGAGGAGGCAGCCGACAAGGUGGAUGACACGCCAAGCGAAGCUGAAGAAAAGGCUGAUGAUGUGCCAGUCGAAGCUGAUGAGGAGGUGGAUGACACACCAAGCGAAGCUGAAGAAAAGGCUGAUGAUGUGCCAGUCGAAGCUGAUGAGGAGGCAGCCGACAAGGUGGAUGACACGCCAAGCGAAGCUGAAGAAAAGGCUGAUGAUGUGCCAGUCGAAGCUGAUGAGGAGGCAGCCAACAAGGUGGAAUACGCACCAAGCGAAGCUGAAGAAAAGGCUGAUGAUGUGCCAGUCGAAGCUGAUGAGGAGGCAGCCGACAAGGCUGAUGACAUCGCCAAGGCUGACGAGGAGGCCGAUGAUGACGUGCCGAAAGAAGCUGAGGAUCAGGUGGGUGAUGCGCCGGCCGAAGCUGAGGAGGCCGCCGACGAGGACAUGCCGAAGGUGGAGCAGACGGAGGAGGCG
Durusdinium trenchii is the source of this 2841-nucleotide messenger RNA. NCBI's taxonomy places the organism in Eukaryota, Dinophyceae, Suessiales, Symbiodiniaceae. The record is from the annotation of a GenBank genome assembly.